ACAUAUACCUAAGUACCUACCCAGGCAGUCGACGGACACCAGAAGACGCGUUUGAUUGACCUGGAGAUCGACUACCUUCUACCUCUCACCUACUCACUCCCAGAUUUCUUCAGGAAGACUCCGACUCCCUUCGAUGGUAUGCCUCGAUUGAACCCUCCACUCUACGUCUUUCCCGGUUCCUCCGCGCCUGCGACCACGACUACACGUCCACUCUCUCGCUGCGUAGCCUUUUCAUCCUACCGCCGUAGCAUUACCACAGCCAGAGCUCCUCCAUUCCCUAUUGUCGAGACAUGCCCCGAACCAACAUGUCCGUGCCGAUCUACUCCAAAGCUCGAUCUCGAAAUCGAUAGAACGAAGAACCUCAAUGGCUCGAUGUCCCCCUAUGCACAGCACCUCCUUAUCUCCACGGGUCAGUCGGACUGGACCUCCAGGAUAGAAGAUGAACACAAUAAUGGCACUUCGUGGGGCAAGGUGAUUGGGGAUGUCAAAGCGUUGUUGGGAAGGCACGGGCAGUUCCACGAUCCCUUCAACAACAUUCUCGUUAACACUUCGUCCUUCGCACCCGGGCAGGAAUCGGGGCAAAGACAAGAUCAAAGCAAUAAAAGGGUCGAUGGUGUGGAGGCCCUUGUUUUCCCAUCGUUUCGGCGCUUUAGACACUUGGUGCCUCUCACCGAGGGCAGAGACACGACAACGAACUCGUCCUCACAUUCCUCCGCGGACUCUCGCUCGGGCACACUGAGGGAUUUCGUCCGCGGAUACCUCCUCCCAGAGCCCAACAGACUACACCCCAUCUACAAAGACAUCCCUGACCAUGAGCGGGCAGCGAAAACGCGAGAUGCCGCUGCCGCCACGAAGUUCCACAGCUGGCCAAUCACGAAUCCAACUAUAUUGAUUUGCAGCCACCAUCAAAGGGACAGCCGAUGUGGAAUAUUAGGCCCGUUGUUACAUGACGAAUUCAGAAGAUACGUCAAUCAGCGGAAGCCGGACGAAAACGGCGUAAAGCUCGUCACUCCGCGGUCUCCUGGAGAUUUUGUUGCCUCCGAGGACGGUGGCUCAGGUGGAUCGGAACCUGCAAGACAAGAGGGCAUCCUGGAAUCACAGGUUCAGUCAUCGGACAGCACCGCUAUGUCCUCCAUCUCCAACACCGGUGCUUCGCCGUCCAAUUCCAAGCAAGCCCACGUUAAUGUGGGCAUGAUAUCCCACGUGGGAGGACAUAAAUGGGCAGGGAAUGUCAUCGUAUACAUCCCUCCGACUUUUACCACUGCCCGCUGUAAAACGUCUGAUAAUCAACCUCCGCCAUCUGACAUGUCUCAACGGGCUUCUGGCGUGCCACCACCACAUCCGCUCCGAGGUAUGGGAAUCUGGUAUGGCCGAGUGGAGCCGAAACACGUAGAAGGGAUUAUUGAGCAGACAGUUGUGGGGGGGAAAGUGAUAGAAGAGUUAUUUCGAGGCGGGAUCAGUGCGACUGGGGAGAUAUUGAGGUUGUGAAGAUCAACAGACAUCCAUUCACCCACUCUUCAUCCGGCCGCGGUCCUCAAACGCCGCCGUUCAUAGAGUAGCCCCAUCAGAUGGAAAGCACAAAGAUGUUGAACUAGAUACAGACACAGACAGGUAUUGCGGAACCCAAUUUUCGGCAUUGCCAGCGACAACGGAGAAAAUCAGCAGCCUAUCAGUCUGAAUGCCAUCAUUAGUCCCAACGCAUUAGUGGCUUCCAUCAAUCCCCAAGCCAGGGGUUCUAAUUCAUCUCCCGUUCCAUGUCUACGUAUGGAAAUUGGACACAGCAC
Molecule: messenger RNA, 1784 nt
Organism: Cladophialophora immunda
Lineage: Eukaryota; Fungi; Ascomycota; Eurotiomycetes; Chaetothyriales; Herpotrichiellaceae
Exons: 2
Coding region: 139-1488 (449 amino acids)
Source: RefSeq, a predicted model, not a curated record